UAACCAGCACAGCGUCUUGGCUCACCACCUAUGAUGUGUGUGUGUCAGUGUGACAGACUAACCUUUUGAAAUAUGAGUGUUUCUGAGCGCCUCGCUGUCCUUACUGUUGCCUGAAUGCCUGUAGAUGUGUGCGUCUCGCUGUGUGUUUUUGUCUGUGUUUCCGUCUGUGUCUGUGUGUUGCUGUCAGUGUUCACUGGUCUGAUCGCUCCCGUGUCUGACAGCCCAUGUCCUGUACUUACACAGCAUAAGCUGAAGUCUUCGCAGAGGGACAAGGUACGGCAGUUCAUGUCCUUCACACAGGCUGGGGAGAAGACAGCUGUGUACUGCCUCACACAGAAUGAUUGGAAACUAGAAGUUGCUACCGACAACUACUUUCAGAAUCCAGAUCUCUAUUGUAAGGAAUCCAUGAAAACAUCAGUAGACCGGAAAAAGCUGGAGCAGCUCUACAAUCGCUACAAAGAUCCCCAGGAUGAGAAUAAGAUUGGUAUCGAUGGGAUCCAGCAGUUUUGUGAUGACCUCUCGCUGGAUCCAGCCAGCAUCACCGUGCUGGUUGUCGCGUGGAAGUUUCGUGCGGCCACUCAGUGCGAGUUCACCAAGAAGGAAUUUCUGGAUGGAAUGACAGAGUUGGGGUGUGACAGCCCCGAAAAACUGAAGGCCCUUUUGCCAAGAUUAGAGCAGGAGCUCAAAGACAGCGGGAAGUUCAAGGACUUCUACCAGUUCACCUUUAACUUUGCCAAAAAUCCUGGACAGAAGGGUCUAGACUUGGACAUGGCCGUAGCCUACUGGAACCUGGUUCUGUCAGGACGAUUUAAGUUCCUUGAUCUUUGGAACAGAUUCCUUUUGGAACACCAUAAACGAUCCAUCCCAAAGGACACAUGGAACCUAUUGUUGGACUUUGGUAACAUGAUUGCAGAUGACAUGUCAAACUAUGAUGAGGAAGGAGCAUGGCCAGUCCUUAUAGAUGAUUUUGUGGAAUUCGCACGACCAAUUGUAACGGGAUCAAAACGUAAAACUCUCUAAAUCCAAUCCCAACUCUGGAAAGCCAGAACCUUGUUUCUUUUACAGUGACUUCAUAGUUUUUUUUAAGACUUGUACAAAAAAAGUGAAAAUCGUAGACUGCAGAGAGAAAACAGAAGCACUUGAAACUGUCAGGAAACCACCUUUCAGGGAGCUGAGUAAAAAACUAUGAGAACAACCGGCCACAUCUCUUGUCCUCGGGAGACUGAGGCGUCAUACAGACAUUGCCAGAGUCGCCGUUGUCUCUCCUGUUGUGUUCUCAGCAUCCUGGACGCCCCUCUGCUCUGCUCCAGGAGGAGCACUACCUGUCAGGCCACAGCCCUGUAAGUGGGGAUGGACACAGCGCUGAGAGGAGGUUCGCUGGCUGUCUGUACUCUAAAAGGACUGGAGAGGAGAAAACUGUGUGUUUUAAGUCAGCUUUGUUUUGUUAUAUGAAGCUCUGAGUGACUGUGCAAAGUUCCCAUGUCUUACUCUAACUUGGAGACAGAGUGCUCACUACACCAGCACCAACAGAACUGUUGCAGUUUUUACUGUACAUACUGUAUCUAUUGGGACAGUUUACAAAGAGAGCUAUAUGAAGAAUAAUAUAAAUACGUUCAAUUUAUAAAUGCAACAGAUGAUUCUUUUAUGUACAGUAAAUGCUAAGAUCUCUAACGGGAUGCCUCAAUAUUGUGGAUGAUAUGCUGUUGGUUUAAUUGCUAGGUGGAUCUGUCAAGUCAUGGAAUUGUGAGCUUCUCAUUGAAAGCAUGUUAAAUACAUUUUACGUCACCUUGGGCUGGUUUCACAAAUACACAAGUAAAGGCAGUGCUUUAAUUUAGAUAUAUUGGUUCGUGGUGUUCAUUUGUCAGGUUAAUCUCAGUCAGGAGUGGGUCUUGAAUCCUACGUGUGACGUAAUCCACAGCAUUUUGUUUUCAAAGGAUGAUUUUCUUUCUAACUGUCGGGCAAAGUGUUUUGUUUUUAUCCCUCCCGAGACGUUAACGAUGCUAAAGCAUUUAAGUGAAAUUUAAAGUUAAGACAUUACAGACCCUUAGGAUUGCAUGGCACAUAUCUGUAUGUUAUGGCAGUGCGAAGUUCAAAAGCCAGGACACUAACGAGGGCAACAACACGACGACAAAGUAAGCCUUAAGAAUAAAUAUCUGUCUGUUCAAUAUUUAUAUUUCUGUUCACGCCCAUCUGUCCAGUGUUACUGAAGGUAGUGAAAAUUAGAAUAUAUUGUUAAUAAGUCAUGUAAGUAGCCUAAGUAUAUUGUUCAUUUAAGAAAGAUGAAUAAAGCAUGUGUUUUUCCAU
Messenger RNA from Epinephelus moara (kelp grouper), 2304 nucleotides. RefSeq names its product DCN1-like protein 1. The coding region runs from base 115 to 1020 and encodes 301 amino acids. Gene Ontology annotation, cellular component: ubiquitin ligase complex. The transcript is spliced from 6 exons. The record is from RefSeq and is a predicted model, not a curated record. NCBI's taxonomy places the organism in Eukaryota, Metazoa, Chordata, Actinopteri, Perciformes, Serranidae. Gene Ontology annotation, biological process: positive regulation of ubiquitin-protein transferase activity; protein neddylation. Gene Ontology annotation, molecular function: ubiquitin conjugating enzyme binding; ubiquitin-like protein binding; cullin family protein binding.